AUGAAGGUCACGUUGGCAACAAUCGCAAUCUAUCUGACGGCACUUGGUCUGGCUCAGGACUCGGCUGAGUCGCCGGAAAGGGGCUGGGCUGCUCAUUUCUCCUGGUCAUUUGAUCAAUUUAUAGCCGACGGGCUUGAACAAGUCUCGUUUCCCAUGAACAUGGCUAAUGCGAAUCACGACGACGGCUUCUACUUUGCGCAGCAGUUCAAUUUCGAAGACAUCACAGACAUAGGUUAUAUUGGCCUACAGCCGAGAAAGGACAACAACAGCGUGAGCAUGAUCCACGCAGCAUUUUCGUCGUUUCAAAACGGCACAACGACUUCCAACAAGAACUGCACCGAAGGUGCUGAUGGCGGACCCGGGGGAUCGGGCUUUGUCGAGUAUUACCACUGGAAUGUCGAAGGAUCGGGGCAGAACUGCGAAGCCUUGCCCAGGACGGAGGUUACAUUUAGUAUCCCCACAUCCAAAGACGCCGAAAGGGGCUCACUACGGCCCACAACCGAGUCCGGACCGUGCAAGGGCCUUGUUGCAUUACAGAAAAGCCAAGUUCCCGACGGGUGGCAUUUUGCGGCGGGAUUUCAAAACGGCACAAACGAGGCCGCCACCAAGAUCCACAUAGAUGCGGCAACCCAGAAGCUGAUUGAUGAGUACUCAAAAAAGGCGUACGAGGAAUGGAUCAAGGAGCACCCAGAAGAGGCACAAGGGCAAAAUUGA
This is a messenger RNA of Hirsutella rhossiliensis, 714 nucleotides long. RefSeq lists its product as uncharacterized. The record is from RefSeq and is a predicted model, not a curated record. Bases 1 to 714 code for a protein of 237 amino acids. Lineage: Eukaryota; Fungi; Ascomycota; Sordariomycetes; Hypocreales; Ophiocordycipitaceae. The transcript is spliced from 2 exons.